AUGGAUUCCUCGUACCUCACACUGAGCCUUUCAAACGCAUUUUUAUCUUACACCGCCACCAUGCUUAACAUUGUUACAAUCCAUGCGAUCAGAAAGACUCCGUCUUUGUCAAAAAAUUUAAAAGCAUUGCUCCUGAGUCAGGCCGUUUCUGAUCUUGGUAUCGGACUGCUGGCUCAGCCAAUGUAUGCUGCACGUCUUAUUAUGGAGUCGAAGCUAAACAGUGGAACUAAUAGUUCUUAUAAUGUUAUCUAUAUGGCGUACCUUAUUCCGACCAAUUUAUUUACUAUCGCUACGUUGUUUCUCAUUGUUGUUCUGUGCGCCGAGAGAUUCGCGUCCGUUCAUUUUUACCUUAGUUACCAUGAACUUGUGACACACAAACGCGUUGUCGCUGUUGUCGUCUCAAUUUGGUUCCUUAGCGGACUUCUUUCAUCAAUGAGGCUGUGGAUUCCCAAAAAUAUUACGUACGUGGUUUACGGAAUUACUGGUUCUGCUUGCAUUAUAGCUGCCAUUUUUUUCAGUGUCCGAAUUUAUUUGUCCGUGCGACACCACGUGAACCAAAUUCAAGUGCUGCAGCUACAACAAGUAUCGCAGAACGGUCAAAUGGCUAACAUUAAAAGGAUGCGUAAGUUUGCCAUCAUGGCAGUUUACGUUUGCCUGGUUUUGCUGGUUUGCUAUCUGCCAAAUGGUUUCACUUUAUUUGUUACUGCGUUAAGCGGAUCAAACACUGGUAUAAAUCAUGUUCACCACUAUACUCUAACGCUAGAGCUUCUGCAUUCAUCGCUUAAUCCACUGAUAUAUUGUUGGAAGAUGAGACAUGUUCGACACACUGUCAUUGGCAUACUGCGAAAUGCAUUGAAAUUGUCAAAGCACCACUAAAGGUGAAAAAGUUAAGCGAGGUUGAACUUAGUUAUUUUUGCACUUGACCUUCCAUACAUUGCCUCUAUUUUAUUUACGCGCGUAAAAUUUGCGUGCUUACGAACGUGAAAAUUACUCUUCCGUGGAAAUACACCUUUACUGCUUUAGGCAAGGUUCAAACCGGAUAGCACCUACUCCGACACGGAAACCUCAAGGGAUAAUGCUUCUGUUCACAAAUAAGAACGGUGAUUAUGGAGAGAUUUCUGUAACGGAGCGACGCUGCGCCGCGCCGAUCUUGUAAGUGAUUCGUCACAUAUCGGAUUCGUUUCCGCCACUCUUCAUCGCAGUGUGAACGGGUCCAUUAGGUUUCUGGGAAAUUGCCCACCUACCCCUCCCCUAAGUCAACAUUAACACUUACUUCUCACUUAGGGCAAAAUGAUGGGUUAGGGGAGGGGUAGGUGGGCAGUUUCCCAGAAACCUAAAUUGAUCCGCGUGAACUGGUAUUCUUACCUUAGCGGAAGCAAACUGACUAGGAGCGAGGACUGGAACCCACUGACACGGAAGGAAAUAUUCAGAAGUGAGAACUGGGUCUUAGUUCAACUGACCCUCUCGACAAACCGUUCCCGUAUGAUUUUCAGGGGCACCCAACGAGGAUAUAGUUCAAAACCACUUAACAUAGCAUUGUUGAACGUAUUUUAGUAUUUAAACGGUAGACAUAGGCAUAUUUUUAUCCCCUAAAAACUUUUCAUCUGUUCGGAUUUCCUAGCUGAAAGUCUAGUGAUCCGAAGAUUAUAGGGAUCAAAACAUCCCUUUUCGAAAAUUUCAGCCGGGAAAAGGCUCCCGAAAAUUCUAGGUGGCCUCUUUUAGGGUAAAAAUUCGUUAAAAAUGGGUAAUUAUACCAUUUUGUAGAUGUUCGAAAAUCCUAGAAGAGGCAGGCAAGCAAGAAAUUUUACAACAAAUGUUCCGAAAAUUCUAGAUCUCAAAUCGUCUUCCGAACAGAUAUUUUCCGAAAAUUGCCGUUGGGUGCCCCUGGAUGUUCAAUGUGUGUGAACGACUCUUUUCAGUUCAGUGCCUUUGCCAUCCAUACUGAACUGGAUAGCUUUUCAUGUCAGCACGAAAAGCUAUUCGGCAAAGUGCAAAAACUUUUCAUUCAAACGAUUUCGCCGUUUCUGAUUGGCUCCAAUCUCUCAGCUAAUUCUUCACAACCAACUGGCGCAUCUUUCAAAAUUUAUGGUAAUAACAUAUUUGAAAGAUGCGAGCAAUUUACGAUCGAAUUAACUGUGGAUAUUCAUCUCAGCAACAAAGAAAAGAAGUAAUUUUUCAAGCCCGCUUUGUUAAAAUAAUGCAGGGCAAAAGAUGAGACAGACCGUUGACUAAUUGUUUACGUCGUCGAUCUUACACAUUGUAAAUAUGAAAGGAUGUUGAGGAAGGAAGUUUAGGGAACUUAUUUACUGAAUAUUCUGAACAAUUUUCAUUUACGAUAAAGCACGUAAUAAUGAAGAAGUGAAGAAAUCAAUUAACAUGUAAAUAAAACAGCUGAAAGUUUUCAAAUCGAGUAGAAAGUAGUUCAUGAUUAUCUGAGUCAGACAUCAAAAUCGUAUUGCAUUAAAAUCGUUGGGCAGUUUUUUUUACAUUGUGGAACUGACACAUAAAACUAUUGAGUAGUCAAGAGAAAUAAAAUAAAGCAUACACAGGGUGAGGGACAGUUUUGGCCUCUUUCUGCAUUUCAUUCGUUUGGAUGCCGGCAAUAUAACAAAAUAGUGGUCUCACUACAGAUUUAAACAAGACUUCAAAUGUGACUCAUCUCUCAAAGUUGGAGAAAAUAGUUGGACAAGCUUGCCCAUGAUCAAGUUGAAGUUAAUUUAAACAAAACUUUAUGUUUUCUAAUUGUUUUGAAGGUUAGUCAGUCAGCAUCGUAGCUCUGGCAGCCGCGUCCGCAAAAUCUCAUUUCCAUAAGUGUUUUGCUGGCUUCAGCACAAAUCCAAAAACGACAACGAAAGGAUUUCUCGUACCUCCUUCUAUGCCUUUCACACGCGUUUUUAUCUUACACCGCCAAUAUGCUUAACAUUGUUACAAUCCACGCAAUAAGAAAAACUUCGCCCCUGUUAAAAACUUAAUCGGCGCAAAUACUAAAACAAAAGCGUCCUCCAUGGAAGAGAGGGGGGGGGGGGGGAGGGUAAAUAGUUUUCAAGCCGACCCUUUGAUAAAUAAUGUGCUGCAAAAUAUGAGACAGACCGUCGACUAACUGUAGACUAACUGUUUAUGGUUGUCGAUCUUACACAUUGCAAAUAUGAAAGGAUAUUUAUCCGAAUUAUUUGGGCGCUUGAUAUGGAAGAUUUCAAAAAGCUAACUGAUUUAAGUCUUAACUAAUAUGCAGUACGUCAUCUUAUCAAAUAUUCUGAUGGAUUUUAGUUCAUAAAAAAAACAUGCAAUAAUGAAGUAAUGAAGAAAGCGUUUAACAUGUAAAUAAAACAGCUAAAAUUUUUCAUAUGGAGUAGGAAAUAAUUAUUAAAAAGGGAUGUCAGCUCCAAAAUUUGUUCAUAAUUUUAUGACUAAGUUAGAGAUCAAAACACUUACUUUUUUGCAUUAAAAUUCUCCGGCAGUUUUGUUCCACUGCGCAACUGACAACUUAUUCUGACAUUUGCAUGUGUUCUCUCGUCAUUUCGAUUAAUCGGAUGCGACAAAGUGGCGCACCAAGAAAAAAUAUAUGGUCGGAAAAGUUUACUGGUGAUUAAUUUUAAGUUUAAAUUGAAACAAAAACGCCUGUUUCCUAAUUGCUAUGAAGUUAAAGAUCUAUACUUCAAAAUUUUUAAACGCCUUAAAAACAUGUGAAACAUCUGUUUUUCGGCACAGCAAUACACGAUCAACAGUAGUACAUGUACUGUGUUCAGAAAUAAUUCAUCGUGGUUCAGUUAAAUGCUUAUCAAAGUCUAACUUGCGAAACGUUUUUAAAGUCUCCAAACAUUGGUCAAUUCGCAUCGUGGCUCUGAUCGGAGCAGGUCUAGAAAACGAUUCUACUGACAUCCUGAAAAAUCAAACGCUUUCACGGUCCGAUACGAAUUUUCGACUUGCUUCAACCACCAGAAACAAAUGGAAUUGUCGCAUCUCACAACUUCUAUCUUAAACGCGUACUUCUCUUACACCGCCACCACGCUGAACGUUGUAGCAAUCUACGCAAUCAGAAAAACUCCAUCCUUGUCAAAAAAUUUUAAAACACUGCUACUGAGUCUGGCUGUUUCUGAUCUCGGUGUUGGUUUACUAGCUCAACCAAUGUUUGCUGCAUAUAUUAUGAACUCAAAACAAAAGAAUGAAAUCAAUGAAACUUAUACUGCCAUAUAUAUCGCGUUUCUUAUCUCGACGAAUUUCUUCCUUUUCGCGUCAUUGUUUAGUGUCACGGCUCUCUGUGCAGACAGAUUUUUGGCAAUUUACCUUCACCUCAGAUACCAGGAACUAGUGACAUACAAACGCAAUGCUGCUGUAGUGACCUCAAUCUGGGUACUCAGCGCACUUAUUUCACUGGUCAGAUUUUUCAUCCCAAAAAAUAUCAUGUACCUGAUUUUCGUCAUUAUUAUGUCUAUUUGUAUUAUAACUGCAACUUCCCUGAGCGUCAAACUUUAUCUAACUCUAAGACGCCACAUAAACCAUAUUCAAGUCCCGCAAGAACCGCAGAAUGACCAAGGCGAAAUUGUUUUAAGAAAAAGGAAAUCUGCGAUGGCGUCGCUUUUCGUUUAUCUGGUUUUCAUAGUUUGUUAUUUGCCUCAUAUUUGUAGCUUAUUUAUUAUCGCUACCAUUUCCGAACAAAGGAACGAUGUACAGCUUUUGUGGGCUUAUACUCUGACCCUGUCGUUUCUUAAUUCAACCCUUAAUCCACUGAUCUACAGUUGGAAGAUG
Molecule: messenger RNA, 4746 nt
Organism: Porites evermanni
Lineage: Eukaryota; Metazoa; Cnidaria; Anthozoa; Scleractinia; Poritidae
Source: the annotation of a GenBank genome assembly